This is a messenger RNA of Varanus komodoensis (Komodo dragon), 2334 nucleotides long. It is a transcript of the gene HDAC10, whose product is annotated as histone deacetylase 10. The record is from RefSeq and is a predicted model, not a curated record. Bases 164 to 2227 code for a protein of 687 amino acids. Lineage: Eukaryota; Metazoa; Chordata; Lepidosauria; Squamata; Varanidae. Gene Ontology annotation, molecular function: histone deacetylase activity. The transcript is spliced from 21 exons. Gene Ontology annotation, cellular component: histone deacetylase complex. Gene Ontology annotation, biological process: chromatin organization.
UGGAUUGGUCCGCCAAGCUUCCUUUGUGCUGUCCCGAAGCCAAUCAGGAACGGCAAACUUGUCUUCCCCGCCCUUCAAGCAGUUUGGUCGGUCGCCUCGUACCCCCGCGGCGAGCGGGGAAAGUCUUGGAUCUCCAGCCGAGGUUGGUGCUUUAAGAAGGACCAUGGCUUCUGGAACCGCACUGGUUUACGACAAUGAAAUGACCAGCCAUAAGCUCCUUUGGGAUGACCCAAUCUGUAAUAUUGAAGUCCCUGAGAGGCUUCUGUCCUGCUACGACUACCUUCAGUGCUACAAUUUGGUUGAAAGAUGCAUCACUAUCCCUGUCAGAGAAGGAACUGAGAACGAGAUCAUGCUGGUUCACAGUGCAGAUUACUUGGAGGUUGUGAAGAGCACUCAGGAAAUGAAGGAAGAAGAACUUCAAAAAACUUCUGCUGAUUAUGAUUCUGUUUACUUUCAUCCAACUACAUUUCGCUGUGCCAAAUUGGCUGUGGGAGCAACGUUGGAACUGGUAGAUGCUGUGAUGUUGGGAAAAACACGUAACGGGAUGGCUCUCGUAAGGCCCCCAGGACACCACAGCCAGAGGAAUGCAGCCAAUGGUUUUUGCAUAUUCAACAAUGUUGCCAUCGCAGCAAAAUAUGCCCAAAGAACAUACGGCCUGCAGAGAAUCCUGAUUGUUGACUGGGACGUGCACCAUGGACAAGGAACUCAGUAUCUGUUUGAUGCAGAUCCGAGUGUUCUUUAUUUUUCCUGGCAUCGGUUUGAACACCAGCAAUUCUGGCCUUCACUCAGUGAGUCUAAUUAUGAUGCAGUUGGUCAGGAGAAAGGCAGAGGAUUCAACAUAAAUGUACCAUGGAACAAGAUUGGAAUGGGAAAUUCAGAUUAUAUAGCAGCAUUCCUUCAUGUGUUGCUUCCAGUAGCUUUUGAGUUUGAUCCAGAACUUGUUUUGGUGUCUGCUGGUUAUGAUUCUGGCAUUGGUGACCCAGAAGGUCAUAUGAGUGCUACACCAGAAUGUUUUUCCCAUCUUACUAAGUUCCUAAUGAAUUUAGCAAAAGGAAAGUUAUGUGUGGUUCUAGAGGGUGGAUAUCAUUUGAGGUCACUGUCUGAAUCGGUGUGCAUGACUAUAAAAGCUUUGCUUGGAGAUCCUUUACCCUGUUUGUCUGGAGAAAUGGCACCAUGCUUAAGUGCAGUAGAAUCAGUCCACAAUGUGAGAGCUGCACACAAGCCAUAUUGGCAAUGUUUGAUGUAUGAAGAUUCAACUCCAUUGCAGGACCUCAGUACUCAAUCCUACCAGGUGGGGCAAACAGACGCUACACAAAGUGGGACACAGCUGCCGACUUCACAAGAUGCCGGAAACAUGAAGCAUGAGGAAGUUAUCAGAACAGAUAGGUUUUUGGAGCUACAUAUGAAAAGCAUUGAAUGUCCGAGACCUCCCGUUAAAACAGCAGUGGCUAUUGAUGAAAAUGAUGCAUACUUGCUACCAGCAUCUGUCCAAAUUGAGAAGGGAAUAGAUACGACAGAGCUCAAAAGCACAAUCAGUGAAUUUGAUGCUGAGUUUGUGAAAGAAGAAAAGGGUUUUCAGUCAUUUAUGAACACACUGGCUGUUUUAGACAAAAUAAUUAAGAAAGAGGUGACCAAUGGCCUUGCAGUAUCCUCUCAAGCUUCGCUUUCUUGUGCCAUUGCUUUAAAACACUGUAGUAACCAGAAAGUACAAAAGGUCCUGUGCAUAUUCGCUGGUGACACGGAUCUCAAAAUUGACUUGGAUAAUGGCAAAGUCCUUCUAAUCAGUAUCUCGCCCAAGCAACCUGAACAAGCCAACUCCAAAUACAAUAUAUCUCUAAACUGGAAAGAGUCAAAGGAUGUUGAAACAAACAACUUCUUCUCUCCUCUCCUUGGAUUCAUCCUUCCAGUAGCAUACAGCUAUCAGCCUGACCUAACUUUUAUAGUACUUGGGCCAAACCAGAACCUUGGCAGAAAUGAGAUUUCCUUGCUUAUCAGUUUACUGCAAGGGCUAGCACAGUCUCAAAUUCUUGUUCUGAUCCAGGAUACAGAGGUAACAUUACUGCAAGAAAUAACCAAAAUAUUGUCAGGUGACUUAAUGCCUUACUUUGGAAGUUAUGCACCAGAUUUAAAAGACAAUGUACAAAGGAUAAAAGAAUUAAGAAAGCAACUUCAACAGGAAUGGAAAUUGCUCCAGUGUUCAGCAAAGAUUGCCAUUGCUGAAAGUUGAAGUUUACUUGGCUGUCAUUUUGCCAAGCUCCACAGAUGAAAAAGGAGAAGAAAACAUAGACUGUCUACAAAAUCAGUGCAGAAGAAUAAAGUGUGCGCUUCACAUCA